AUGUUUAAUAGACAAGACAAGCCCAAAGUAAUUAUUCCAAAGAAAAAAAAGAAAAAGACGACGCUUGAUAUUGAACUAACUGCUGAAGGAGAGAUUAAAAUCAGCUAAAAUUAGGAAACUGUCUUUGAAAAGUAAUCAAUUGAGGAGCAACUAAGAAAAUCCAUGUAAAAUAGUUAGUUUGCAGGCAAGUUAACUGAAGAGGAAGUAGAGUAGCAGAAGAACAUUGAGAAUGCAAUUAAAUUGAGACAAGAAAAAGCGAAAGCGACUGAUUUUUACUAUCUUUUGGAAUAAGUCAAUGAUCGAAUUCAUAUGUACAAGUCAAUAUUUUUUGACAAAAAGCCUAGAUAUCUUAUUGACUAUCAAGAGGAGCUGAAGAAAAAGAAGAUUAUCACAGUCAAUGAUAGCUUAGAAGGAUCAAUCGAUAGAAAGACGAUAGAUGAUGAAAGGAAGCUUAGGAAUGAGCACAGGAAGAAUAAAUAGGAUGCUAUUUAUGAAAGCCUAAGUACACCUAGAUUAAAGCAAAAGUAAAGGAAAUAGACUUUAAAAAAGACAGGAAGUAAUUAUGAUAGUGCUAUCUAGAUACAGACUAUGAAACUACCAACUAUGUAGCAUACACUACUUGGAGGAGACUUGCUGUAUAAUAUGAGAUCAACCUUACCAAGAGUCAAAGAGAGCAGCACAUCUACAGUUGUUGACGAUCAACUAGAUAAUAUGAUACUCAAUAGACAGUCAACAUUCGGCGAAGAACCUGACUCUAAAGGAAAUAAAAAGGGUAAUAAAUAAGGCGGAAUGGAUAUUUUAAAUGACUCCUAAAUAUUAGUUCAUAAGAAUGAUAUCAGCUAUUUAAGUAAAAUGAGAAGUGGGUCUUUACCUUAUCUUAAGAAAUUUCAGCCUGAGGCACCUAGCAUCCAGGUAUUGUAGCCAUAUUUAUAAUAGAGAAUUAAAGAAAUACAAGAGAAAAGCUAAAUUAUUCCUGAUGAUGCCAAAUAUGAAAGGAAACGACUCAAGCUUUUGAAAUUAGGGGAAAAGAAAUUUAAAAAGCUAAAUCAAAAGAGCAUUCUUAACAAAAGUUCGUCUGCUAAUGCAUUUAUGCAAAUCCCCGCUUCUAAAACAACGAAUACAUCUUUUAGGAAAGAGUCUGACCCAUCCCCUAACAAAGAAGAGAAAGUCUACAAAAAGAAUGGUGAAACUUUACUGCCUUCUAUUAAGUAAUCUGUAAAUAUGACUGAUAGAGAUAAGGCUUUGCAUAUUCUUAAUAAAAUUAAGAGAAAGUAGAGAUUAUCAUUAGGCGAUUUUAAAGACAUCAAGAAACCGGAUUUCGGCUCAUUUUAGUCCCUGCUCAGCAAGUAUAAACCAGAUGAAAAAAAGACACUGAUGUUUCUUAAGACCCCUAGAAUAUAACCAGCAAAUAAUAAUGCUGAUUUAUAGUUAUGA
Stylonychia lemnae is the source of this 1434-nucleotide messenger RNA. Lineage: Eukaryota; Ciliophora; Spirotrichea; Sporadotrichida; Oxytrichidae. The record is from the annotation of a GenBank genome assembly.